Molecule: messenger RNA, 1278 nt
Organism: Miscanthus lutarioriparius
Lineage: Eukaryota; Viridiplantae; Streptophyta; Magnoliopsida; Poales; Poaceae
Source: the annotation of a GenBank genome assembly
AUGGCGACGGAGUGCGCUGCCGCCGCGGCCGAUCUGGCCACCGGCCGUCCCCGCAAGCGGGCGAGGCUUGGCUGGGACGUGGCGCCGGCUGCCGAGGCUCAGAUAGGAACAUUUUGUGGGCAAGAAGUUGGUGAUGUGGCCAGCCUGCUAUUAUCAGCAAAUCCUUCCGACCAUACUUGUUCAUCUCUGCUCCCGAAGGGUGUGGCUCGAAAUGCUUCCCCUCCCUGGAGAGAAGACGACAAAGAUGGCCAUUACGUAUUUGCUGUUGGAGAGAAUUUGACCUCUCGCUACAAGAUAUACAGAAAAAUGGGCGAAGGUACUUUUGGUCAAGUACUGGAAUGCUGGGACCGAGAAAGCAAAGAGAUGGUGGCUAUUAAAAUUGUUCGCUCAGUAAAGAAAUACAGUGAUGCAGCAAUGAUAGAGAUUGAUGUCCUGCAGAAGCUUGCAAGAAAUGAUGCUGCAGGAAAACAUUGUGUUCAAAUACGGAACUGGUUUGACUAUCGUAGCCAUAUUUGUAUUGUCUGCGAGAAGCUUGGCCCAAGCUUAUAUGAUUUUCUGCAGAAAACUGGCUUCCGCCCGUUCCCAAUUGAUCUAGUUCGCCAGAUCGGAGAGCAACUUUUGGAAUCUGUUGCAUUCAUGCAUCGUCUGCAGCUAAUUCAUACUGAUCUGAAACCAGAGAACAUCCUCCUUGUUUCUUCAGAUUAUGUCAAGUUACCUGAUCCCAAGGGUGGAUCAUUCUCAAGGAAACUGCCAAAAUCAAAUGCCAUUAAGUUGAUUGACUUUGGAAGCGCAGCAUACCAUCACCAGGAUCGCAGUUACAUUGUAUCUACCAGACACUAUCGAGCCCCUGAAGUUAUUUUGGGGCAUGGAUGGAGCUAUCCUUGUGAUAUCUGGAGUGUUGGUUGUAUACUUGUUGAGCUUUGCUCGGGUGAGACACUGUUCCAGACUCAUGAGAACUUGGAACACCUUGCAAUGAUGGAGAGAGUUCUAGGCCCUCUUCCACGGCAGAUGCUGGAAAGAGCUGACCAGCAUGCAGAGAAGUACGUCAGAAGAGGAAGAUUGAACUGGCCAGAAGGAGCAACAACAAAAGAGAGCGUUAGAGCUGUUCUCAAACUGCCUCGCCUUCAGAACCUGGUGAUGCAGCAUGUGGAUCACUCUGCUGGGGACUUCAUUGACCUUCUGAAGCGCCUCCUAGCCUAUGAGCCCUCGGCAAGGUUGACUGCUCAAGAAGCGUUGAGUCAUGUCUUCUUUACCAGACACGGCAAAAACCACUCGUAA